Linum trigynum is the source of this 1409-nucleotide messenger RNA. NCBI's taxonomy places the organism in Eukaryota, Viridiplantae, Streptophyta, Magnoliopsida, Malpighiales, Linaceae. The record is from the annotation of a GenBank genome assembly.
GACCAAUACAAGUCUUCGCGUUAUGGGGGACGAAAAAGUCAACGUCACCAAACACGUUACACGUCCUUAAAUAAGAGGAAAACGCAUGAUCUCCUUCUCAUUCUGCUCUUUAUGCGCUUCCUGCUGCCCUGCCUCCACAGAAGUCUCAAAUCUUCUUCCGGGAAAAACAACAGAUUCUUGGGCGCCAUGGCUACCAACUCUGGGAAGAAGCUGAUAAGAAUUGAUAUAAGUUCAGACACUGUAUGUCCAUGGUGCUUUGUUGGCAAGAAAAACUUGGACAAAGCCAUAGCUGCCUCUACUGACAGAUUUGAUUUCGAGAUUAGAUGGCAUCCAUUUCAGCUGUAUCCUGAUGCCCCAAAGCAAGGAGUGAACUUGUUACAGUUCUACAGAGGAAGGUUUGGAGGCGGAAUCGACGGAAUGAUGGCUCGCAUGUCUGAGAUCUUCAGGGGACUUGGCAUGAACUAUGAUGUUACCGGGCUAACGGGAAGUACUAUGGACAGCCACAGGCUGAUGUAUUUAGCAGGUGAGCAAGGGCUUGACAAGCAGCACAAGCUUGCUGAGGAACUCUUCCUUGGAAACUUCACACAGGCCAAGUACAUUGGAGACAGGGAAUUCCUGCUGGAAUGUGCUGAGAAGGUUGGAUUAGAAGGUGCGGCCGAGUUCCUCGAUGACCCCAAUGCUGGACUGAAACAGGUAAAUGAGGAUCUGGGGAAGACAGUGGUUAGAGGAGUGCCCUACUAUGUGAUUAACGGGAAGCACAAGUUGAGUGGAGCACAGCCACCAGAAGGUUUCCUGCGAGCUUUCGAAGUUAUUGCCAAAUCAUAAGUCUGCAACCAGAUUGCUAGCUGUUUCCUUGUACUUUCAUACUUUCAUAUUCACAGACAACUCUCUACAUGUCUCGUAAGCCUUUCUUUCCUAUUAUGCGCUGGUUUUCAUCCACCAAACCACACCAUAACUAUCAACUCGAACGAUCAUGUCGUUUCAUCGAAAGCCAGCACCUACAACCAGACAAAAGGUUGCGCUUUCAGCUAAAACUAUGACAUAGUGGUCAAAAGAACCAAGUGUUGCCUUUACAUACACACAACAUUCAUGAACUCAAACCCAUUGAUAAUCAGCCCAAAGAAAAACUGACUUAAAAAGAGAUAUAGUUACCUUUCCACAAACAGGACAACUGUCACUUAGUCAUAAUCUUAGGAUUCUCCGGAGUAUACUCUGCACAUGUGAGAACUGGAAAGUUAGAGAUCCGUUACCUUAGCCUUCAUCUUUUGCAGAAUGGAAUAGAAUGCAGCUUAAGAACAGACAACGGGCUACUAAUGCUCACACCACAUUUCAAAUAAAAUAACACAUAGAUAUAUAUAUAUAUUUUUUGGUAGAACAUAGAUAUAUUUAAAUACAAUAUUUAACAUCAA